AUGAACUAUUUACAAUCAAUUUAUAACUAUGAUAUAGUUCAUUUGUUCGUCAUUACGUCGCUUGUAUGCGGAUUAGAAUUCUGUACGGCAUCUGCAUUUACUUAUAUCCCGCCUAUUUUACUCAAAGCAGGAAUUUCCGAAUCAUCAAUGACUUGGUUAAUGGGAUGUGGUCCUUUAUUAGGAUUUCUUCUUUGUCCUGUUGUCGGUCAUUCAAGCGAUCGUUGUCGUUCUCGUUUUGGUAAACGACGUCCGUUUAUACUCGGUUUUUGUAUAACAAUCAUUUUUUGUCUUGUACUAAUUCCACAGAGUGAAGCCAUUGGUGUACUUUUUCAUUCACCAAAACUUGGUCUCUGUUUGUUAGUCAUCACUUGUGUUCUAUUUGAUUUUUCUGCUCAAGCCUGUUUUAAUCCAUGUGAAUCAUUAAUUUACGAUGUAUGCAAAGGUACACCGCAAGAAAAUUCAUGUUUUUUUGUUUACUCAUUCAUGACAUCAUUUGGUGGCUGUUUAGGUUACUUAAUAACAGCGACAGAUUGGACUGACUCAUUUCUUAGUAAUUAUUUACAAGGACAAGAAAAAUUGACAUUCGGUGUUAUUUUGUUAUUUUUUUCAAUAACACUUUGUUUUACUUUAAUCUCAGCUAACGAAAAAGUCUACGAUUAUAUCGAUGAACAAAUGCAACCUCCUGAUGCAUCAAUAUUAGAUUAUUUAUUUCCUUUAAAAUUUGUAAAAAAUGCUUUUUCUACAGUAUCAAAUUCAGUUAGAACUAUUUUCACAAUGCCAUUUGUUUUACGUCGUUUAACACUGGCCGAAUGUUGUUCAUGGUCAGCUAUAAUGACAUUUAAUUUAUUUUUUACUGAUUUCGUUGGUCAAACAGUUUAUAAGGGUGAUCCAGGUGCUGAUGAAUUAUCUAUUGAACGUAUUAGAUAUGAUCAAGGUGUACGUGCUGCUUCCUAUGGUUUAUUAUUUCAUUGUAUUGUUGGUGCUCUAUAUGCUCCCUUACUGAAGCCUUUAAUCAAUCAAUUUGGUAUUCACUUAGUAUUUUCAUUUGGAAUGUUUGUUUUUGCUUUGUCGAUGUUGGUUAUAUAUGCAUCAACAAAUAUAAUUGUUGUUAAUAUAAUGGCAUCAUUAUCGGGCCUUGGUAUGGCAUCAUUAACAUCCAUACCUUAUACUCUUGUUAUGACAUAUCAUGCGAAUCGAGAAAUUUAUUUUGCAGAUAAUCCUGUUAUACAAACACGUGGUAUUGGUACUAUUUUAGGCAUACUCGAUAGUACUUAUUUUGCAUCUCAAAUUAUUUCUUCGCUGAUUAUGGGUUAUAUUAUGUUAAUAUUUAAAUCGACACUUUCAUAUAUUGUAACAAGUUUUGUACUUGCUCUUUGCUCACUUUGGUUUAUAAAUCGAAUUGUGAUAAAUCGACAUCAACUACAAGAGUUGAUUAGACUCGAUAAAUAA
Messenger RNA from Rotaria socialis, 1449 nucleotides. Lineage: Eukaryota; Metazoa; Rotifera; Eurotatoria; Philodinida; Philodinidae. The record is from the annotation of a GenBank genome assembly.